AAAACUGAUGACGUUUAUCACACACCAAGUUGCACAAUCAGGCGGAAAGAAGAAACAAACCUAUUUUUGGAUUGAAAAGAUUAUAAAACACCCAUUGUUGACGUGUCAAGCUCAGAUAUUAAUAUAUUUAGAAACAAGACGUAUUUCUGUAUUUUUUAGUUAUCACAUUAAAGAAAAAGAUUAUAAUUAUUAUGGAGUCUACAGACAACCUCUGCCUUGUUUGCCACGAGCACAUUGACUUUUUUGCAAUUGGCAAAUGUGAUCAUCCGAUUUGUUUCAGAUGUUCCACUAGAAUGAGGGCUUUGUGUGAGCAGUUUUAUUGUCCAAUAUGUAGGACAGAUUUACCAGAGGUUUUCUUCCUGAAAACAAGAGAAAAGUUUGGAGAGAUGCCUAUAAGAAAGUUUAUUAUGAACAGAAAAUUGAAAAUUCAGUUUGAGGACGACACUAUACGAGAAAGGUUUGAAGAGUUGCUGGAGCACCGCUGCACUAAAUGUAAGGACCGGUAUCCAGAGAAAAAUUUUAAAGCACUCAGAGAUCAUAUGAGACGUGUCCACACCUUAUUUUAUUGUGAUCUUUGUUUAGAAUUGAAGAUAUUCAGUAGUGAGCGCAAGGCAUACAAUCGGCAUGACCAUGCCAUUCACCGUCGUGUUGGUGACAAAGACGAUAAGUCAUACAAAGGUCAUCCAUUGUGUCAGUUCUGUGAAGAAAGAUAUUUAGACAAAGAUGAACUGUACAAGCAUCUUAGAAAGGAUCACUUUUAUUGUCAUUUCUGUGAAAGUCUUGGAUCUCAAGAAUUUUAUAAUGACUAUUCAUCACUGAGAGAUCAUUUUGACACUGACCAUUACCUAUGUGAGGAAGGAGAAUGUGCCAGUGCUCAGUUUACUAACGCCUUUCGUUCCGACAUUGAUCUGAAAAGUCAUCAGGCUCAAGAACAUAGUAAAGCCCAGACUAAACUUCAAGCAAGGCAAGAAAGAACCAUCAACAUUGAUAUCAAUUAUGCACCUAGACCAAAUAGUAGACCACAGAGAGGUAGAGAACCAAGAAGAGAUGAGAAUGAAGAUGGACGGAGGGGUGGUCCUCGAAAUCAGGGUAACAGAGGUGGUAGAGGGGGGAACAAAUACACCAACAACUAUACCUCACAUAGGGAGAAACAAGACAUAGAUAGAGCAAUUCAAGCUUCUCUCAGUACAAUGAAGGAUGUGGACAUGAAGAAAGAGAAACCUAAAGCUGAUUCAUCGUCAUCCUCUGAAGAUGAUUUUGCUCGCACUGAGGAACAUUUUCCUGCCCUUGGCGCUCAGGCUCCUGUGGAAAACAAUGUUUCUGCCAGUGUCAAGUCACAAGCUACUGUCUCAACAACAACAACAUCUACAUCAGUGUCUACAGCAACAUCAGACAGUAAACCGUCACUAGCUGACAGAUUUGCUAUGUCAAAUAGUAUGUCAGUUCAACAUGGUGGUUUAAAUGACUUUCCAACAUUAACAUCUCGAAGUGACAGUUCUAUUAAUAGUUUGCCUGCAAAAGGACGAGGUGCAAAAUUUACUUCCACUUUUAAAGCUAAAAAUCCUGAAGAAGAUUUUCCGGAUUUACCAUCUAGUAAUAAGUCUUCGUUUAAACCUUUACAAACAGGUUGGACUCAACCAGAGAAAAAGAUAAAUGUGAUAGACAAACCUGCAACAAAGAGACCUAAUAGCAAACAUAAAAUACCUCAAUCUUACAAUGUUAAUGACUUUCCAUCAUUAGGAGCACCUUCUAAUAAAUCAAGUAAUGAUAAAUGGUUUAAUUCCUCUUCUAAAAAGCCGUCUAAAGAAAUUAAGAAUAGUAAUAAUAAUGUUACCCAUACAGAAUUGACUAGUAAGGAAGUUAUAGAUCGUUUUAGUCCUAUUAAUGUACCAGAUUCUCCAAAGUCUGAAAGAAAUAAAAAUAAAAAGAAGAAAAAGAAGGACAAAUUAACAGUGAUUAAAAAUGAAGACGCUGGAAAUAAUGGUUCCCUAAAAGGUAAUUCUUCACUGGAUGACAUAGCUAGUCUGUUACUGAAAUCUGAAAUAAAAGAAGACUCUGGUGUUUCAGGAAAACAGGAACCAGUAGUGAAAUCAAAUCAAGAUAAUAAAGUAGAACCCAAACCUGAAAAAGGAAAAGGCAAGAAAAAAAUUGAUAAGAUAGAAAAGAAAAUGGAGUCUGAGAAAGAAGUACUUAAUAUAACAGAACUAAAAAUAUCUGAACCUGUAUACAGAGAAGCUCAACCACAACUGGUGAAAUUUGCAAUUGCUGAUGAGGAUUUUCCAAGUCUGGGGUCAAAAAGUCCGAAGAAACCACCCCCUGGAUUUAGGAAUGAGAAAAAAUCAGUUCAGUCUAAUGCUCCACCAGGUUUUGGAAAUCCAGCAAGUGCUAACAACAAACCACCGCCAGGAUUUAGUUCUCAGUCAAUGUCUGGAAGUUUAAACAAUGGGGUUUUAGAAGAGAAAGAAAUCACUAUUGGGACAAACAUGGACAAUUACCAGUAUUACCAGCCAGAAGGUUUUCAGGAAAGAAAUCAGCUGUUGAUUAGUACUAUUAGGUCAUUCUGUGAUUCAGAUUCUAUGCAAUUCACAGACUUUAAAACCCUCUCUGGUGAGUUCCGUCGCUCUGACAUCACAGCUGGUCAGUAUUACAACAGAUGCUGUGAGAUUCUUGGCAAGGAGAAUUUCUUAGAUGUCUUCCAAGAACUGCUAGCUUUGCUUCCAGAUAUUGAGAAACAACAAGAGUUACUGAAUGUGUACAUGCAGUCAGAAUGUAUGAAGAAACCAGAUAAUGUGCUAAAAAUAAGUGGGAAAAGUAGGAAUGCCAAAGGUGCUUGGACAAAGACCCAGUCAGGUUUCUUGACUUGUCAGACAUGCCGACAAGUGCUUGUGAGAAAGGACUAUAAUGGCCACAUGGUAAUUCACAAUAUAGAUUCAGACUUUCCCUCACUUGGUGGUGAGUUUGGAUCUGGUCAAAGUGUUGGUACUGGUGGAAGCUGGGUUAAGGCCAAGUAACCUUCUUAAAGUUGUUGUAGUGGAAUAGGUAAUAUAAACAUUUAAUCAGGAAUUAUGCAAAAUCAAACACUGUGAUAGUAAAUUUUUAUUUUCAACUGCAGAACAAUGUGUAUCCUGUAAUGUGAUAAAUGAGUAAAAAAAAACCCAGAAGAUGCCAGUAUUUUCAGAAUUUUUUUAUAUGUAAUAUUCAUUUUCAUAUGUUACAGGAGAUAUACAGGGCUGUACAAAUUUGUUUUGAAUCCAGUUGUCCAAGACAACUAACCUAAUAAAAUAGUGUUGUCCUAAAACUAAUUACAAGAGUCGAAGUCUUAUAAAUGUAAAACAUAAUGUUCAGUAUGCUUAUUAUGCAUAUCGAAAUUUUUUACAGUUACAGUUUGCAUUUUAUUUAGUAUACAAUAAAACAUUUUGUUGCAACUGAAAUAAUUCUAAUUGUCCAGGACUCUUCCCAUGUACCAUUCAACUUUAAUAGCCUGUGUUUGUUUUGACUCAGUUUCACAGUUUCAAUGAAAAUUUGUCUGUUUUCGUAAGAACUAUUACUAUUUCAGCUAGUAUGUUUGAUUGUUUAAUAGUAGAUAGUUUCUUUUUUAAUAUUUUAAUCCUUGGUCUGCUGUGUAUUUAAUGGCUUGUUAGCAUAGCCACUGUGAUCUGGCAUUAAUAAACAAGAUAACAGCAAUACUGUUAAUCUUACAGCUGUAGCUAAUUAACCUCUGAUAUUUAUCUAAGUACACUCGGUAUGGAAUAUGCAGUCUUUAUCAUGAUAUAAUUUUUUAUCAGUAUAUGUUUAUGUCAAGUGGUUUAACCUUGAUAAACAUAAAGCAAAACAAUAAGAAUAUUUACAGUUCACUAAUAUUUUUACAUUCUUAUGUACAUAAAUAAGACAACUUGACAAAAAUUUGUCUCUUUACUACAAAUCACAAUGAAUAUUUUCUUAUAUUGAAAGUAGAUUCAUGUUUCUUUUGUAUGAACACACAGUGAAUAAGAUUUAACUUUCAUGUCUUGUAUUCUUGUGAUAUAAAUUAUUUGACAAAAUAUAUCGUUUUCAUUAUUUCAUAUUCAGAAUCGUGCGAUUUAUAUUGGUUUCCUGAACAAUUUCCUCAUCACUUUCGCACUCUGCCCACAAUUGCUCUAAUACUUUGUUAACAUUUAUCCUAGCGUUUGCUAUUUUACUUUGUUUACUCCAGCAUUCAUGCUCCAAAAUCAACUGCGGUAUAAUUUGCAUAAAGAAUAUGAUUGGUCACUUUUACACAGCAUAGAGUAUGUCAUUAUCACAAGUUAUCUAUUUAUGAAUGAAAAAUUUAUGCAUUUGCUAACAAAAAGUAGUAAAUGUGAAUACGAGGCUGUUAAUGUGUAAACUCUUUGGAAACAGACUGUGCCCAUGAUCCGUAUUGACACAGCAGACUGUGUUCCUGUAUAGCAGGCAAGGGGUUAAUAUUGUUCUUCCACAAAUGAUAAAAAUCAGACUUUUACAGGACUUACUUUCUAUUUAUUGUCACUUGUCCUUGGUGUUUUUUAGUUGUCCAGGACGUCAGUCUAUAGGAUUUAUAGAGCCCUGAUAUCUGAGAAAAUUCAAUAUUUUAUCAUCAAGAUUUACCUAUACUCAGAUAAUCUUUUUUGUGUGGAAAAUAAAAUGAAUUUCACUAGUGUUUUAUAUAAUUUUAUAAAAAAAUAUGUGACAGAUUCUUGUGUGUUCCUGACUAGCAUUUUCAACGUUGAAAAGUUUGACAGUGAUUUGUAUACAAGUUAUGAGUGCUAAAAUUACAAUUUACUUUCAUUUUUCCACUUUAUCGUUGAUCUUAAUUGAAUGAAUGUCAAGAUUUUUUAUUCUUUUCCCCCUUUUUUUGACAUAUUUUGUCAGAAGUGUGGCCACUUCAAUUAUUUAUUAUAUUUAUUUUGUGUGAAAUGCUUUAAAGUUUCAUUUUUUUAGUGCUUUAAAAAAAACAGUGCAGCAUUUGACAGUUUUGACUCCCAAGUUACCUUAAACAUUUUUGUUUUGUUUUUUAUUGUUACUAAAAAUGUACAUAAUUUAGGGAUUCAUUUACUCCAGAGAUAAAGUUUGGGGAAAAGAUGUGUCAAAAGGAUUGUUUUCAAUUGUGAAAAUGUCUUUAUGAUUUUUAGUUCAAAUCAGGGUAAAGUUAAAAAAAAUUUUUGGUAGAAGGUCUGAAAUAUAUUUGGUAGUUACUUUUAAUUUUUUGCUGUUACUCUAUGUAAGUUUGUAUAAUACUGCUUUUAUAUGUUAGCCAGUAAAGCAUAAACCCAAUAAUAGUGCAUGUUACAUGUAACAAAUCUAAAAUAAUUGUAUAAAUCAUAAGCAAAAAUUGUGUUUUUGCAAAUGAAUUGAAAUUGUGAAUUUAAUUAAUCAAAGGAAAUAAUGUCAUGUUAUUUUGGUUAUAUAAAUGAGUGUUAGUAUUGAGGAAUUAGGGUGUUGGUUUGUGGCAGACAAGGGCAGUAACUCUUAUGAUUUUAUUUAUCAAUAGCAUCAAAAAGAGUAUAUUUUCUCAAAUUUUAAUUAUUAGACACUAUUCAUUUUUACUUAAAUCAAAUAUUAAGAUAUCUCAAGAUUUUUUCUGAUUAUGCAUUAAAACAUUGUUCCGGGAAUGCAAAAUGUAGUUAAAUGGAUAUUUUAUUUGUAUAAGCCAUCUAUUUGAUUAAUGCAAUUUAAAUUGAUAUUCCAUCACCUUAGUGCAGAAAUUACAAAAUCCUUACACAAUUUAAUAGGAGUUACCCAUUUCUGCACAGAGGUGACAAUACAUGAUCCAUUCAUGUAUUAAAUACAUCAUAAUUAUGUAGACUAAAAGCAAGAAAUUAAAUGUCCAUUUUAAAGCGUUAAGAGAAAAUAAGAGCGGAAAACAACAAACAGCAAAUUAUCAGAAACAAGUCUUGAAUUUUAUUGGCAGAAAAUUGUGGGAAGCCUAUUAACAAAACAACUUUCACAUGUAUAUAGUACUAUAUACAACAUAAUUUCAAUAGUCUGGCAUGUGUAAUAAAUGCCAAGAUGUUGUCAGUGAAACAAAUUAUAUGAGUGAAUGAAAGCUAAUAAGCAAUAAAUCAUUUUGGAGCAAAAUAUGGGCCCAAAAGAAUCUUACUUUCUACAUUGUAAAUGUGUUAUAGAUGUUAUGAUAAUGAUAAUAAAUUUUUGAUUCCUUGAGUUUGAUUAAUCAAAUGUUUUAUAUAUUGAUUUGGUUACUAUAAAAAUGGCAAUGUUUGUGUUUUGAGGACAAAUUAACAUACAUGUACAUUGUAGUUUCAGAGAAAAGAUUUUUCUAGAUCCUAAUAUUGUUGUAUUUUCAUGUUUUCCUUUGUAGAUUUGUUACAUGCUUACAUUGUUUUUUUAAAUAAAUACAACUUUCAUAUAA
Ruditapes philippinarum (Manila clam) is the source of this 6364-nucleotide messenger RNA. RefSeq names its product E3 ubiquitin-protein ligase ZNF598-like. The transcript is spliced from 6 exons. NCBI's taxonomy places the organism in Eukaryota, Metazoa, Mollusca, Bivalvia, Venerida, Veneridae. The record is from RefSeq and is a predicted model, not a curated record. Bases 192 to 3011 code for a protein of 939 amino acids. Gene Ontology annotation, biological process: protein ubiquitination; rescue of stalled cytosolic ribosome. Gene Ontology annotation, molecular function: ubiquitin protein ligase activity; ribosome binding.